UCAUGCAGUUGGUGGACAAGUGAAUUAUUGUAUUGUCGUGGUGACAGCACGAUUAUUCGGAAUUAAGGCGUCCAGGUUUUUGUCGAUAAUCGGUGGACUGGUGAAUGACGCAUAUCAAAUCAUUGGGAUAAACUGAGUGACGGUAUCUGUGUUGAAUUUGGUGUGAGGUGUGCUGAUUUUUUUUUUUUUUUUUUCGGUUUUUUGGGGGUAAUUGGGGUUUAGUGAUUUGAGAUUUUAAUGAGCACGGCCGCUUCUGCGGCGGGCAGGAUGAUAUGAGCACGAUUGGCAGACUAAGGAUGUCCUCAAAGAGGAAGUCGCCACCAACGAAGCUAUCGGAGGGCGGGGGCGGUGUGGGAACAGUGGCGGGUGCCGAGGAGGAGGAGGACACCACCACAUCGGUGGCUGGUGAAUUAAUCACAACGAUAAAUCCAGACUGCCGAAGAGACGAGACAGCUGAUCGUCUGGAAUCUGAUUAUCAUCAACGCGUUGACUGUGAGUCAUCCGUAUGCUCAUCACCAGGUACAAGUGAUCACGACUACCAGGAUUCACCAUCGUCAUCACCAAAUUCACCCCCAAACAAGCGUCAGAGGCUACCAUACACCAAUAAUCAGGAUCCAAAUUCAUCCUACCAGCAGUACAAUCAGAACGCAAGUAUUCUGUCACAAGAGGCUGCUGGUUCAUCCGAGUGCGGAUCACCACCUGUUCUUCACAGCGAUCAGUACUACACCCAUCAUCACUCGUUGCACAACAAUAACAAUACUGUAACCCACAACAACAAUACGAGCAACAACAGUUCAGCGACAGCAGCAGCUAGCAAGCGAUCUAUGGACGACAUUCUCAAGAGGCUCACCUGCAAGGUCAACAGCGGUGCACUGUCACUUCAGGAUGACAGGCGGACACCGCCACUGUCAUCAACACCAAAUCACAAUACCCAUAGUGGUAUCAACAGCGUAUCGAACAGCCUCGCAGCAUCGCCAACAGCAACCGGAAGGUCACCCAACACGGAAUCCAACCAGGACGGGGCUGCGGCCUUCCACCGGGUCCUCUGCGCUGAUACAUUUGUCGAGAAAGAGCGGAGAUUGUCGGAAAUGAUUCUGCAGUUGCAGUUUCUUAGGGAGCAGCUGGUACAGCAGCAGGACCAGAUCAAGACGUAUCCAAGUCACUUGCCAGUUGACUCGCAGAAGCAAAUGGAGAUGCAGCGGUUACAAAGUGAACACUUGAAGAGACAGCAGGAGCACAUGAUGCAGCAUCACAAUAAUAUACAAGAGCUUCAGGCGCAGAUAACAAAGGGACAAUUGAGUAUGCCAAGCGCUCAAUCACUCAUGUUUCUGCCGUUUCUCGAGCAACUACGUGGUUUACCAGUAUCGUCUACUAUGCCACCACCCACGUCAACUACCACCGGAAAUAAGCAUAUCAAUUCAAUAGCUAAUAUGAUAAGUAGCCACAGAGAGACUCAAAGCUGGGCAACGGCGCACCUAGCCCAGAUGACGACGCAGAUGGACAAAGAGACUUCACCGACGCCGGUCUCAUCAGCGGUAGCGCCGACAGCGCCGCCCCUCCAAGACCCGGACGCUCCACUAAAUCUGACAAAACCAAAAUCAUCGUCAUCAGGUGCAACAGCCUCAUCAUCACCGGGGAGUGAUUCACACUCGACGGGUGCAGGUAGCAGUGGUCAACAAGAACAGCCUCUAGCAGCAACAGCACCCAAACUCUUUCCCCCAGGUCUUCCUAUCCCCCGAAAUUACCUUCCUUCCCUUCCUUAUGGUGGUCUACCACCUCACCUGAGUACUCUAUCAUCACCAAUGGGCAAGGUAAUGGUAAAGGAAGAGCCUGGUGCUGGUGGUUCAGCAGCAGCAGCAGUUGCAGCUGUUGAGAAGCGCUUCGCUAUGCACGGAAUGUACGGUCUGCCACCAAGUGCCAAUGCCAUUCCCUCGUCACCGCAAUCUCAACGGCCAAUGAAACACUCAAGCAGUCGAGAGGAGCCAACCCAAGAGGAACAAGACUUCCUGUCAUCACCACACCUGUGGCGAGAUCAAUCCUACAAAGUCCUUGAGGAUAAUACCGAAAAAGCAAAGAUGGUGAGACAGCAGAAGAGAGAGAACGAGAACAAGCCACAUAUCAAGAGGCCGAUGAAUGCAUUCAUGGUUUGGGCGAAGGACGAGAGAAGGAAAAUUCUGAAGGCCUGCCCCGACAUGCACAACUCCAACAUAUCAAAGAUCCUUGGUGCAAGGUGGAAAGGAAUGUCCAAUUCUGAGAAGCAGCCGUACUACGAGGAGCAGUCACGCUUAUCAAAACUACACAUGGAGAAGCAUCCGGACUACAGGUAUCGUCCUCGUCCAAAGCGAACGUGCAUCGUGGACGGUAAGAAGAUGAGAAUUUCUGAGUACAAGUCAUUGAUGCGACAGAGACGACAAGAGAUGCGACAGCUCUGGUGCAGAGACGGUGGACCUGAGAUGGCUUUUUUGUCACCUGUGGGUAGCGAAAUGGGAUCACAGCAUCAUCCUGCUGGUCCAGGUCCCUCAGCACGACCCUCUGUAUCACCACCAGCUUCUCUGCUGAAUGGCACAGCUGGACCAAGCCAGGAUCAUUCCUCAUUCUACUAUCCGCACGACAGUCUAUCACCCUCUGACAUGAUGAACUUCUCACCGGACAAUUCAGGCUCCAUCGGCGGCUAUGACGCUAGUCCAAGGCAUCAUGACGAGGAUUGAACCGCAGCUCCGGGUCACCCAGCCUGUCGACCCGGAGCACCAAGAACUUAUCACGCACGUGAACUCUUCUGGUAGAGAUCAAUACAAAUCCUUCAACUGGGAUUCAUCAUGGUGUGCCAAAUCAAGCGAACUCGAAGGACUGUUUUUAAGGAUUCGAUUCGUCAAGCACCCGGUGCCAUCGUGGCAGUUUUUCAUUUUAAUUUCUGAUUUCGUCCUGAGGGGCUAACAUCCUCAGAUUGCCAAAUUACACAAGGCCAUCGAUAAAGUGAUCAGCAUUCAAUAUCGAAAGGAUGUUUUGUAUAAAAGAGUGAAUAACGAUUAGAGAAAUGGAUGAUUAAACCGGUGACACUGCGAUAAGUGAAAGAACUUGAGCUUUCAAUCGAGAUACGGAAAACCCAUUCGGCUGAUGUCCUCGUCAUCACAAUCAUUCGCCAUCUUUAAAAGUCGCGCUCCCUGUCCCACGGUAGUGAUGCGCAAGUGUAUGAAAACAACUCCAUGCUAAACGCCUAGUACUUAUAGUAUUUUUAUCAUUUAUUUAUUGAAUCUCAUAUCAUUAUCGAUUGGAUGAGCUAGCGUGAAGAGUACAAUAGAGAUGACUGCGAAUGAACAAGAUCUUUUAUUUAUUCAGAGAUCAUUAAAAUCGAUUAUCUUGUUAUCUAGGUUUUCUUUAUACUAAAAAAAAAGAAGAACAGAGGACCGAUGAAGUUUGGGGAGCUUGAUGUGAUAAUUACUUAUGUGCCAAAUAGCGUUUUCGGUGACACGGAGAGGGUAAUUAAUUUGUUGUCAUUAAUAUUAAUUAAAAAACCGAUAUCUCCAUAGUUCCGAGGCGCCAUUGGCCUCGACGCAAUACAAAAAAUGAAAAAAAAAAAAAACCAGAAAUCG
Molecule: messenger RNA, 3590 nt
Organism: Fopius arisanus
Lineage: Eukaryota; Metazoa; Arthropoda; Insecta; Hymenoptera; Braconidae
Gene: Sox102F
Product: transcription factor Sox102F
Exons: 5
Coding region: 273-2708 (811 amino acids)
Biological process (GO): cell fate commitment; regulation of transcription by RNA polymerase II
Cellular component (GO): nucleus
Molecular function (GO): DNA-binding transcription factor activity, RNA polymerase II-specific; RNA polymerase II cis-regulatory region sequence-specific DNA binding
Source: RefSeq, a predicted model, not a curated record